GCUGGCAGCACUAAACAGAAUAUAAUCACAACGGCAACACAAACAUUUAUUUCCGUGGUCAAAGAGAUACGAUACAUAAUUCGCUGAAUUUAAUAUUUUCUAAUAAUUAUGAGACAUUUAAAUAUUAAUUUUAGCUAAACUGAUUCGAAAAAUAACAAACACAAGAGAUGCUACAUGCCGGGCGCUCAAUCGGUAAUUAAGCCGGCGUCGGCGGGCGAAUUUUCAGCUUCCGACGAAGAAUCUCAACUUCAAGUUUACCUGGAGCAACAACUGGAGGAGGAUGUAGCCAGAAUAUUUGAUGAGUCUAUAUAUUCUGAUAUUGAGCUGGUGUGUGGAAAAUUAAAAAUACUAACACAUUCUUGCAUUCUUGAGACUCGCACACGUAAAUUUUAUCACGAACUUAAAAACAUAUUGCAUGUGAAUUUCGGACGCGAUUCAUAUGACGAAAUAUAUUCAUUCAUAAGUGACAUAUAUACUGAAUGUGAUAUACAAGAACAGGAAAAAGAAAUAAUAAGCUAUUUAAGCAAGCAAGUUACGAAACUAGAAUCACUGGCAGAUUGCGUGAAUAAAACGAAAAUAGACCUAGAGGAGGUUGCUGCGUUUGAAAUACCCGAUUGCAGUAUUAGUUCGUACCCUGAAAAAGCGAUAUCCGAAAUAACAGGCUCUAGUCCGAGUACUGAAUUGACAAAAGAAUACUAUGCGCUAGUGCCUAUAGCUGAUAAUUUAUUAGAAAAAGAACUUGACGAACAGGACGCUCUAUCGAAUGCUUUUAUAUCCAUAAAAAAAACUCAAAUUGAAGAUAAAAUCGAAAACAAAGCUUCUCAACCAGUAAAACCUACUUCUUUAUCGCUUUCUAGUCACAUUUCCAAAUCAGACAAACAUUCCGCUUCUUGUGAUAUCACUUGUCCAGUGACAGAUAAUGGAUUAAAAUUCGAAAAGAACCACACACAUAAUCCAAUAACACGCACUAGUCAAGAAACUAAAUCGAAUCAGUAUUUUAUAAAUAGCGAUCACCAUUGCAAGCAUUCAAUUUUUUAUGAGUCCACGAGUGAGAAAAUAUAUGAUAUAGCGUAUUCACCUGACAGUUUAAUAGCUGAUGAUCCAAGCAGUUCAUCUGAUUAUUUGUCUGCAACGUUUACCUGUUCUCCUGUGGCUAGCUGCACUGGCUGCCAUACGCACUUAAAUGUUUACGAUAGCAAUCCUAAAAUGGAUAACAUUAUUACAAUAUCAGAUUCCGGAAUGGAAAACACCGGUAUGCUGGAGAGUUUAAGCAGCCAUAAAGAUGUAACUUUAACGGACAUAUCGUUGACUGAAAGCACGUUGCAUGACUCCGUAGCUGAUGAAGCCAGUAACUCUAAUGAUUCUGCGCACAGUCCGUUGUUAGAAAGGCGAGAUUUUCUAAAACUACAGUGUCGUAAUGCACCCCAGUCAGCUUCGUCCAGUGGAAUUUCUACAGAUAAAGAAAGCUAUCAAACAACCAAACCUAGUCAGUUUAAAGAACUAAUCAGCGGACGAUCAUCGAAAGAGGAGAAACAAAGACAGAACGAAGAAAUCGUUAUAUUAGAGUCAUCAUCAUUAUCGUCAGAGACUGGUUCAUGGGAAUCUGUUUUUCCACCGAAAGUGUCUGAAAAGAAACAAACUGGUAACUGCUCUAAAACUGAACACGAACUUCUCAGUGAAGAUGCAAAUACGGAAAAUCCAAUAAAUAAAUUUAGUACAGAUAUCACCACUGGUACACAAUAUUCAGGCUUAGCGCAGAAAUCUGUAAAGACAACAUCAUGUUUCAUAGACGCUGCGAGUUUAGUUGAAGAAGAAAGUGAUGCACCUCCCCCUGUAUGUACUAAAUCUCACAACCUGACAUUCGACACGACGGUGCCUCAGAGUCGUCCAGUUCCUUGCUCCACUAACAAAAUAGAUAUGAGCCCUAAUGAUUGGUCUGAAAGUAACGAUAACGAUGAUUCCUUAGAACAAACUGAACAAAAGGAUCUUGAUUCAAUCCAGAAAGAUUUGUCUCCGACCAUUUUCGAAAUGACUCCUAUAACCGAAGAUUCUUUAUGUACUAAAGCCUUUGUAGAACCAACACAAGUCGAAGAAACAGUUGAUGAUAAACAAAGUAAUUUAGAUUCUAUUAGUAAGGAAACUAUUUGUCUGCAAGAGACCUUUAUGACUUCGACGCCUAAUAAUUCUAUUAUGUCCGUAAAAGAUUCUGGAUUCCAUGGGUACAGUGAAGAUGAAGCUCAAUGCAGUUCUAUUAAUAAAGAUUACGACGUUACGAAAAAAAUUAAAGCCCAUAAAUUUUUCGAAUACUCACCUAUAGUCUCGGGUGGCGCGUCCGUAGAAGAUUUCCCUCCACAAAUGCCUGGAAGUAAAACAGGUAGUCCAUCAACAAAACGCAAAAUAGAAAAUAUACCAAUUGUAUCAGGUGGUUACAUCCCAGAAAGAACAGAGGAAGUAAAUCAAGUUACAAGAAGUAAAGUAAAACUAUCGUCUUCGUCAGCUUGGGUGGUCGAUAUGUCCGGUGGAGCGAAAUUAAAUAGUGAAACAUCUAACGUUUCUCAAACAUCGAAGAGACCUAAUGAAAAAACUUGUGAAAAUUUGAAGGUCGCCUUAAAUAGUAAUCUCGAGAAUUGCAAUAAAAGUCGAAGUUCAGUGGAUUCGGACAGUAGUGAAAAAUCCAGUCAUAAAUUUUAUAUAGAUUUGGCAAGUUUGCCUGAUCCUUUGCCAUGUAAAAAAAGCGAAGACACUGAUAGUCUAAACGAGAAAAAAAAUAUUUUCACAAUGUACAUAGAUAUAGGUGAAAAUGGAAAACUAAAAGAGAUGCCUCCUAGGCUAUCUUUGAAUACAAAGAAGAACGCCAGUACAUCGUCUAAUGGAAAAUGUGAAGUACAAACUAAAUCUGUUGUAUCGGAAGAAAGUGACAAACAUAAACCAUUGUCAAACUUAUCGACCUUCGAAAAGUUAGAGUCGCUUUGUAACGACCCAAACAUCAGCAUACUAGAAAUAAUAAAGAUUCCAGAGAAGAAAUCUUCCGAUAUUUCUGAAGUCAAUGAUCUUCCAUCGAUUGAAAUAGUUAAAGAAGAUAAUUCAAAAAUAGAAACGUCCUCAUUACGUUCUAUAACGGCUACAAUUCAAGAGGAGGUCGUUUGUGGAGACGAAAUAAAUGAUUCAUCAGAUCUGUUCGUCAAACUAUCUGAUUUGGAUAAACCGGUAACAAGAAUGGACAUUGAUAUACCAGUUACGAAGAAAACACUAUCUGCUUCUGUAAGUGAAGAUAAGGCGAGAGAUUCUCGAAUGACCAGAUCGAUUCCCGAUAACAAUUGGACCAAUCAAACACUGUCGGUUAAUUCAAGAUCUAUUGACAUAAUUAGUUCCUUUCAUUCCGAAAACGCUUUAAGUCUGAACCGAUUGUUUCCUCAUUUGAAGAACGAAUUCAGUAGAAGCGUGCCCGUUUCACUGUCGAGUCGGACGCGGUCUCCUUUGCGGCUAGGGACUCCAUCGAGCACCUUGGAGGCUCUCGAUCAAACAUCCGACACGUCCGAAGUCAGUAGCGUACAGAGUAGUAUGUGCCGUUCAGUCGUCGAGAACAGUACGACGGAGGAAAGCUGUCAAACUUCCAGUUUAAUAGGUAGCUGCCAGUCUCGGCUCGGUCAGGACUUGUUACGGAUGUUUCUAGAAGAGAUAGCGCCUGAUGUGGUAGUUGAGGUGUCCGGGAAAAGAAUCAAAGCACACAAAUGUAUUUUAUCAUCCAGAUGUCAAUUCUUUGCCGGAAUACUUAGUGGUGGAUGGGUUGAGAGCGCUGGAAACGUCAUAGCAUUGCCAUCCUUCUCAUACAAUGUGGUACAUUUCGCUAUGUGUCACAUAUACUCGGGCUUGUCGGCUAUACCAGACACGAUAAGCAUCCUUGAACUAGCCACCCUUGCGGACAUGCUGGGCCUAGAAGGACUCAAAGAAGCUAUAAUGUUUACUCUGAAAACUAAAUACUGUCAUCAUUUCCACAGGCCGUGUCCAGUGUGCGUUGCCGGAGUUCUAGAAUGUUUUCCACUAUCAUCGGCCUAUGGACUCGACGAUCUGUAUCGCAAGUGCUUGAGGUGGAUUACGAAGUACUUUAUCAAGGUCUGGCCGACGAAGGCCUUUGCUACGUUACCAUCGGAAUUGAUCGAGAAAUGCUAUCAACAGCACGUUGUAAAUUUGAGCACAGAUAAUCUCGUUGACACGGUUUAUGGUUGCAGCGCGAUAGUGACUUCCUUGCAAAACAUAAGGUGGGCGGAGACGGUGGCUCGUUUGUGUCGUCGAUUAGUGAACGCGGCUGCUCAUUUCGCCGCUCCUAGACUAGUUGCGGUGCUCCAAGACAUCGCCAAUAUGGCUCCGGACGCUCCGCCGCCCGCGAAGCAAGCUCUGAUGGACUGCAUCGCUGCUGCUAUAGAAUGGGCGCCGCCGGACGAGGGAUGCCGCGCCUAUGCUCUCCUGUCUGAUUUGGUCCGAGACAUCAAACUGCACAGCUCGAGCUCGAACAAUCUCCUUCACAGCCACGCGGCCAAUUGGCGUAUGCAAUGUGAAGGCGCAUUAGUGCGAGCCGCUCCACGCGUCGUCGGUACUCAAGCCUUCCAAGACCUGCCCACGGACCUGCGCAGGAGAUUACGCGAACUCGGUUGUAUUAUGUACGGAACGCAGGCCAUACCCGUGACGACUUCACCGUACCACGAACGCAAGAGUCGGAGUACGUAUCACAACAAGGCCAGUAAGACGCAUAACACGAAGACGAGUCGCAGUUUAGACAUUGAUCACGUCCGAGCAUCGUUCGUACCGUACGCUCCAAAACCGGCGACGCAUAUCAGUUCCGUCGAUAUACUGAAGAACGUUCCCGAUUUGAAAGAUGCGAAGAAAUUAACUACCCGCACUAAACCGCCGAAGGUGAGGACCACGAAGGCACAAGAGGAACGAGCCAAAUACAAUAUGACGAAAAAUAUUCAAUCGGUGAACCAGGUGAACGGUAAGACCGGACAUCCGCCGAUACGGACGUUCGAAAACACGAAACCGAGAUACCUAGAGCCGCGCCCGUGUAAAGAAAACGAUAAAAAAACGACAGCGCCGAACAAACUGGUCCCUAAAAUGGUAUCGUCCAGCGAAUCGUCCCGGAACUCUAGUCCGAUCCAAGUCAGGAACCUACGCACAACUCGAAUGAAGACCCGACAGGGGCUCGAAGUUAAAACGCACGCGAUGUCGCAGGACAGCUUGGCGACCUCGUCACGACCGCGCACCGCCGAACCAUCCACAGACUCCCUGAGCGAGUCGCAAAAUAGCAACAAAUACGCCACCUACACCAAGAUUAAGCACUCCAAGGGAUCUAUUGAAUCUAUCAAAUCAAGAUGUCAUAAUGUUACGCAACCUACUAUUAACACGCAAUGCAAGAUAAAAACGAAAAUCCCCGUUUCGCUGAAUCAAAACUACAGGGCGAUUAACACUGAAAACAAGAGCGUUGCUGAGGCGCAAAAGCGCAGCCCUGGUUAUCCCGCCACAAAUGGAACGUCUCGACCACGCAUGAAAUCUGUCGAGAAAAAAAUUACGGGCUCUCUAAUGAACGCCACUAAAUCCAGCUCGGCGAAAAUAGUGCCCAAGGUCAUAAAAGAGUCGCACACCAACAAAUGUCCGAGCAAAAGUAGAACGGCUCGUAACUCGAGUAAAGAGCACGAAGCACCCGCUGAAAUUCCUUUGAUGGAACGUUCUGGGACCUUUUUAAAGGACGAACCCACCUUUGGAGAUAAAACGACUAACAUAGAUAUAGACUAGUAGAAUUUCCCAGGAUGAUGUCCUGAUUUCUUGCUUGAGUAGAAAACUGUCCAUUUAUCUUUAGAUAUAGGAGUGGCACACUCGACUUAGGAGUCGACAUUUUAUUACAAUAGUCACGGCUUAAGUAAUUUAUAUUACCUUUUCAUUUGGCUAGUACUUAUUCUCUUCAUACGUAAGACUCAAAUAGGGUGCAAAUCUAUUUUUAUUAGCUACGGAUAGUUGAACUUAAUGUAGUGAAGUAAGCGUGCCUGUAUUUUGUAAUUAGUAUUGCUCUCACCAUUUACGAAUGUAGACCACGAAUUAUUUAUUGAUGUAACCGUUGCCAUUCGUACAUUUAGUAUUAUUUAUUUUUAAAUUUAGUGUUUAAACACUUGAAUUGAAUAUAUUAGGUUUUUUCUCAUACAUAGAAAUGAAUACAUGUAUAUUUAUUUGGUUGUUAGUUCGUGUUCUAAAAGUACGCGCGUCGUUUGUAUUAUUGAGUUGAAGCUUUGUAGUUGCUGGAUACAUAGGACUGGCAUUUUAUUAUCGAAGUAUAUACAAUAGAUGGCGCGCGAGUCGUACGAAAAAAUAAGUAUUUCAUAUAAAUGUUUAGUCAAAGCGAAGUGUAGCCGACAUUCAGUAAUUUAUAAUUAUUAUUGUAGUACACAUGCUGCUACUAGUAAAAGUAUUUAUUAAUUGUUAAUAUGUUUUAGAUUAAGUGCACACCUAUCAUUUUGAAAUGAUAAGAAAUUCUAUUCUAUGGAUUCGGAACAACUUUUGAGGAAACGUAAAAGUUGAUUUAUAUAUUUAUUAAUUAUAAUUGCUUGCCCGUUGGAUAUAGAUAACAAAAUUGAAGCAAUUAAAUUGUUGAUUUAAAAUUUUACACAACUGUUGAUAUGAUAAACAGAGAAUUGAAAUCUUAACACAAGAAAUCAUUUUGCAGUCUCCGUCUUACAUUGACGAAAUUGUGAAAAGAGAUUUGCGUUGAAACUUUGCCUUGUCUAAACACAGACAAGUGCGUGUUUUGACUGUAAUUCGUAGCGUCAUGCUUGAGAACUCUGGUAUCCGUGUUGGCGAAUAUUGCAUUUUUAACUUCUUUUUAUGAUUAUUCGAAUAAAAAUGUUCACUUUAAUGAAACCGAAGGAAGGUGUGGAUUUAAAGCACGCUUUCUAUCGCUUCAUACAAAAAUACUUAAAAAAUAUAUUUAUGUAUUGUCGGUUCCUUUUUUAACUGCAACCGAUUAGUCGAAGAACGGUUUAUUGUUAUAUGCAGCAGUUAAGUUGCUAUGUAUAUAAAUGACACAUCCCAGAGAAUCGCUGGCGGUUCUCUCGUUCAUAUACUCAUGUAUUCACGCAAUGUCUUUGUGAACUUAUUCUUCGGAAAUCUGGAUGGAAGCCGGAAUUUAGAUGAUUAUUCUUAGCUCUUUGUCUAUUAUUCCAAGUUUUUCACCUGGACCUCUACAGCACGACAACAUUCUUGUCAAUAUCUCCGUCCUAUGGUAAAUUAUCAGCGUGUUUGCAAGAUACAAAAAGAAGACAAUUUUUUCAUACUUUUUAUUUAUUGGAAAUAAAACCAUGAGUAUCAUUGUUAAAUAGAUGAGAAUGUAAAAAAGACGUUUAUGGCUUCAACGUUAAUGUAUUCAAUGGGCAAGAAUGGUAUCGUACACGUAUCAGGCUUAAUUUUAUUAAAACCUGAAACAUUGAAGUUCCCAGCAGCAAAUAAUUGUAUUUUUAUUUUAUCAGAUUAUUUGCUUUGCUAAGAAACUUUUUGCUUCAUUGUUGUAUCUCGUUAUAUUAAUUCAACUGUGUAAAUUAUAUAUUAUAAUACAAAAGAGCUUGGUGUGUUUUCUUUGAAAAUUGAGAACACAAUGCUUUUUGCAGUGAACUGGAAUUGAUUCAAUUACAGUGUACCUACAUACAUUUUUCAUAAUUAAUACCCAGGUGUGGGGUAAUCGUUUCAUUCCUUUAUGUAAUAUACACGGUAUUUUAAAAUAGUUCCCAACAAUGAAUACAGUGUCAGUGAUUCGCAAUAGUGAUUUUUUAUUUUUUAUUUAUUAGCGAAUAAAAAAAAAUAGUGAUAAAAAUAAUCAAUGCAAUAAGCACUACAGUGCCAUUCAAAAAUGAAAUAUCAAUUAAAAACAGUUGACAGACUUAAUAAUACAAAGGUCCGAACGCUAGUUUUACAUUUCACUUUAAUAUAAAUAUGUACUGAAAGCAAACAAUGACGUUGCAAAUGAAUAUUAUUGUUUUUCGCUUAUUUAUGGGUAGUUGAGCAUCGAUUCUCCUAGCUUCUGGAACGGCUACCUCACGCCCGGUGGUAUAUGGAUUUGACAUGAAUUUUUAUAAUUCAGUAAAUUAAUUACGAUUAUCAUUAAUUUUAAUCACUGGAUCAUAUCUAUGUGUUUAGGACAUACAAUAUUUUUGAAUAGAUCAACGACUGUAUAAAAUGCCUAAAGAUGUUGGACCACUAUAAUAUAAAUAGAAUCUCUUUCGUUCACUACAUUACUGUAGUAAUUAGAUGGUUUAACAUAGGAUUUCUUUGGUAUUAAUAUUAUUUAAAAUAAAUUAAAUACUGCAAUAUAUUGAUUAUUUAAAAUUUUAAUCUUUCUAUUUUUUUAAUGUAUUUAAUAUUUAAGUUUGAAUUUUCAAAAUGAUCUCAAAGGUAUUCAAUUUAAAAGUUUUCAUGUUUAAAUAGGCCAUUGUCACGUUAUUAUUUUAAGCAAUGUUUAUAUGAUAUUAAUUAAACAAAAUAGAGCUUAAGUUGAUAUUAUUAGAGAUUCAUUGUAUUUGUAAUCUUUACUAGUUAAACUUUUUCUAUUUUAGAGUUUUAUUGGUUUGGCGAAUGUAAAAAAAGCUGAUUUUUAUGUAUGACUUAUUUUUAGGUAAACAUGUUUUCAUGUAAAAAAUAAUAUAGUAUGUAUUCUUGUUGACAAAAUAUCUAUUGUAAUGAAAUAAAGAAAUAUCAACUUUA
Messenger RNA from Bombyx mori (domestic silkworm), 8736 nucleotides. RefSeq lists its product as uncharacterized. The transcript is spliced from 10 exons. Gene Ontology annotation, molecular function: protein binding. The coding region runs from base 175 to 5787 and encodes 1870 amino acids. The record is from RefSeq and is a predicted model, not a curated record. NCBI's taxonomy places the organism in Eukaryota, Metazoa, Arthropoda, Insecta, Lepidoptera, Bombycidae.